Messenger RNA from Propithecus coquereli (Coquerel's sifaka), 2597 nucleotides. It is a transcript of the gene TELO2, whose product is annotated as telomere maintenance 2. Gene Ontology annotation, cellular component: cytosol. The record is from RefSeq and is a predicted model, not a curated record. Gene Ontology annotation, biological process: telomere maintenance via telomerase; protein stabilization. The transcript has 21 exons. The coding region runs from base 70 to 2583 and encodes 837 amino acids. NCBI's taxonomy places the organism in Eukaryota, Metazoa, Chordata, Mammalia, Primates, Indriidae. Gene Ontology annotation, molecular function: Hsp90 protein binding; telomeric repeat DNA binding.
AAGUUCGUGGCGAGCGGCGGCGGGAACCGGCUCGGGAGGCUCCGGAGAGCCCGAGGCCUGUGCUGCAGGAUGGAUCCCGCCCGCUCCGAGGUCCGACUCGCUGUCCAGGACGCCUUGCACACCCUGUCAUCAUCUGAGGAUGGUGGCCACAUCUUCUCCACCCUGGGGUCCCUGAAGCGGUAUCUCAGUGACACGGAGAGCCCAGCCCUCCCCAGGGAGAAGGAGGAGUUUGCCACAGUGCACUUCUCCCCGGUUCUCAGACGUCUGGCCGUGAUGAGCCCCGGCUGGCUGGAGCUGUUGCCCGACGGCCGGCUGGAGGAGCUGUGGGCCAGCUUCUUCCUGGAGGGCCCGGCCGACCAAGCCUUCCUGGUGCUGAUGGAGUCCAUCGAGAGCACUGCAGGCCCCAGCUUCCGUCUGAUGAGAAUGGCGCAGCUGCUGGCCGAGUUCCUGAGGGCGGGCAGGAUGGCGGCUCUGAUGGAGGCGCAGUGUCGGCAGCGGACGUCGCCCGGCUUUCCCCUGCUCCGUGAGACGCUGCUCAGCAGGGUGGUGGGCUUGCCUGAUCGCCUGGGCAACUGUCUGCAGCGGGGGAACCUGGCCGAGUUCCUGCCUCAGAACUACUUCCCUCUGCUCGGCAAGGAGGCCGUCCGGGUGCUGCAGGCCGUCGUGGACUCUCUGCGAGGUGGCUCGGACUGCUCCGUCUCCUUUGUGUCUCAAGUCCUGGGGAAAGUCUGUGUCCACGGGAGGCAGCAGGAGACUCUGGGCGUGCUGGUGCCCGGGCUGACCACACUCACCGAGGGCAGCUGCCUCUGGCAGCGGGUCUGCUGGCGCCUGGUAGAACAAGUGCCGGACCGGGCUGUGGAGGCCGUGCUGACGGGGUUCGUGGAGGCCGCUCCAGGGCCCGAAGUCCUGUCGCGGCUGCUGGGGAACCUGGUGGUGAAGAAUAAGAAAGCCCGGUUUGUGGUGACCCGGAAGCUUCUGUUCCUGCAGUACCGACUCACGACGCCCGUGCUGCAGAGCCUGCUGGGGUACCUGGCCAUGGACAGCCAACGGCGCCCGCUCCUCCUGCAGGCGCUGAAGGAGCUGCUGGACACGUGGGGCAGCAGCAGCGCCAUCCGACACACGCCGCUGCCGCAGCAGCGCUACAUCAGCAAGGCCGUGCUCAUCUGCCUGGCGCACCUGGGGGACGCGGAGCUGUGGGACAGCCGGGACGAACUGCUAGGCAGCAUGAUGGCGGGCGUGAAGUGCCGCCUCGACAGCAGCCUGCCCGCCAUGCGCCACCUGGGCAUGAUCGUGGCCGAGGUCGUCAGUGCCCGCCUCCACCCCGAGGGGCCUCCCCUGAGGUUCCAGUAUGAAGAGGACGAGCUGAGCCGAGAGAUGCGGGCCUUGGCCACCCCCGGGCCAGCGGGCGGUGGCGCCUUGGAGGCGGGAAGCCCGUCCCUGGCUCCAGCCCCCGCAGAGACCCCUACAGAGACCCCUGCAGAGGCUGUGGACAGCAGUGUCCCCCAGGCACAGCUGGAGGGCUCCGACUCGGAGCUGGACAGUGACGAUGAGUUUGUCCCCUAUGACAUGUCGGGGGACAGAGAGCUCAAGAGCAGCAAGGCGCCCGCAUAUGUCCGGGACUGCGUGGAAGCCCUCACCACGUCUGAGGAUGGGGAGCGCUGGGAGGCAGCCCUGCGGGCCCUGGAGGGCCUCGUCUGCAAGAGUCCCGAGGCCACCCGGGAGGUGAGCGUGGAGCUGGCCAAGGUGCUGCUGCACUUGGAGGAGAGGACCUGUGUGGCGGGAUUUGAGGGGCUGCGCCAGAGAGCCCUGGUGGCCGUCACUGUCACGGACCCGGCUAGGGUAGCCGAGUAUCUGACCUCGCAGUUCUACGCUCUGAACUACAGCCUCCGGCAGCGCAUGGACAUCCUGGAUGUCCUGACCCUGGCUGCCCAGGAGCUGUCCCGGCCUGGCCGCCUCAGGAGGGCUGCACAGCACGGCCACCCUGGUCCUGGCACCUACUGCUCGCCGCCACUGGCCGCCUCUCAGCCUGGCAGCGCCGCGGCUCCCGACUGGCGGCUGGCGGUGGAGGAGCGGAUCAGAAGCAAGACCCGGCGGUUCUCCAAGGGCGCGCCCCGGCUGGGGCCCGUGGGCGGUCCCAACGCGUUCAACUCCGUGGCCGGCUGCUUCUUCUUCCCCCUCAUUCAGCGCUUCGACAGGCCUCUGGUGACCUUCGACCUUUUGGGAGAUGACCAGUUGGUUCUUGGGAAACUGACUCACACCUUAGGGGCCAUGAUGUACCUGGCCGUUAAUGCCACGGUGGCUGUGCCCAUGGGCAAGGCUCUGCUGGAGUUCGUGUGGGCCCUUCGCUUCCACGGCGACGCCUACGUGCGCCGGGGCCUGCUGUCUGCCGUGUCCUCUGUCCUGCUCAGCGUACCCGCCCAGAGGCUGCUGGAGGACCUGCCGGACGAGCUGCUGGAGGCCAGGUCCUGGCUGGCAGACGUAGCCGAGAAGGACCCGGAUGAGGACUGCAGGGUGCUGGCGGUGAAGGCUCUGCUGCUUCUGGAGAGACUCAAGGACAAGCUCCUCCUCCCACCUUCGCCUUAGUCCCCUGUGCCUUU